Rhododendron vialii is the source of this 5757-nucleotide messenger RNA. Its product is annotated as ATP-dependent RNA helicase DEAH11, chloroplastic-like. Gene Ontology annotation, molecular function: zinc ion binding; ATP binding; RNA binding. The record is from RefSeq and is a predicted model, not a curated record. Gene Ontology annotation, cellular component: intracellular anatomical structure; catalytic step 2 spliceosome. NCBI's taxonomy places the organism in Eukaryota, Viridiplantae, Streptophyta, Magnoliopsida, Ericales, Ericaceae. Gene Ontology annotation, biological process: spliceosomal complex disassembly. Bases 154 to 5394 code for a protein of 1746 amino acids. The transcript has 3 exons.
ACCAAGUCUGCCAAAUUUCCCAUUCCCUCCCCCUCCUCUCUCUCUCUCUCUCUCUCUCUCACUCCACUCCACUCUCUCUCCUCCCCUCCUUCCACACUCUCUCCGUACUAAUCUCUCCCUAGGGUUUCACAAUUUCUACAUCCACUCCCUACGAUGAACGACCACCGUCCGAUCAAGAGCCGCUCCACCAACCCCCGCCGCGACGCCGCCCCGUCGAACCACCGUCCCUACCACGACGACGAGUGGAAACCCCCCAACCACCAACCCCGCGACCGCCCUCCCGGCCCAACGCUAUCAUCCCAAAGGCCCGGGCCGCCCCUCUUCACCGUCGAGCUUCGCUGCCGCACCCGAAACUUCCCCAAAUCGGACCUCGACGACGUCGUUUCCCACCACGCCCCCAAGGUUCACAGCCUCAACGCCCCCUCCUCCGGCCCCCUAGCCCUCUCCCUCCACUUCCGCUACUGGACCGACGCGCUCGAAGCCACCGUCGAUCUCUGGGAAACCAAACUCCGCGGGGCCCACUCCUUCACCCCGCGCCUCUUGCCUAGUCGGUGCGACAUGAACCGGCUCACUGACCGGCUCAUGAUUCUCUUCACCGAGCACGUCGAGGGAUUACUCCACGGGGAUCUCGUUCAGAACUGGGAGAGAAAGCUAGGGUGUAAAUUGAACGAGAUCUCGCAUGUUAAGCGUUCUCUAGGAAAGCAUAACAGGAUCGUUGUCUACGAGGAGCUUAUGAGGAAGAAAUCGGAGAAGGAAUCGGAGAAGGGGCUGAUAGAGAAGAGGAUCAACGAGUUUAAGGCCGCGAUGGAGUGUGUUCUAGGUUUUCUUGAUGGGAGGUUGUCGGUUGAUGAUUUUAAGGUGCUUAGGUUGAGUUUGCCCUUCGAUUGGGACCGGCUUCAUUGCUUGAUCAAGAGGGAGUGCCGGCGGCUGGAGGACAGGCUGCCGAUUUAUGCCUUUCGCGGGGAGAUACUGAGAGAAAUCUACAACCAACAGGUAAUGGUAUUGAUCGGAGAGACUGGUUCAGGGAAGAGUACACAGUUGGUUCAGUUUCUUGCUGACUCAGUAGUAGCCGGUAACGGUUCCAUUAUAUGCACUCAGCCCCGCAAAAUUGCUGCUAUCUCAUUGGCUCAAAGAGUUCAAGAGGAAAGCUGUGGGUGCUACCAAGAUAAUUCGAUCGUAUCCUUUCCAUCCUAUAUACCUGCUCAGCAGUUCAAUUCCAAGGUAAUAUAUAUGACGGACCACUGCUUAUUGCAGCACUUCAUGAAAGAUAAGAAUUUAUCUGGAAUAUCGUGCAUCAUUGUUGAUGAGGCACACGAAAGAAGCUUAAACACUGAUCUCCUUUUAACCUUGUUAAAAAACUUACUUCGUCAUAGGCAUGAUUUGAGGCUUAUCAUAAUGUCUGCAACAGCUGAUGCAAACCAGCUUGCAGAGUACUUUUUUGGUUGUGGAACUUUUCAUGUGGAGGGGAGAAACUUUCCAGUUGAUAUCACAUAUGUCCCUUGUGCAUCUGAGCAUGCUUCAGAUUCUGCUAGUAUUGCUUCAUAUGCUUCUGAUGUUGUGAGGAUGGUUGCUGAGAUCCAUAGAACAGAAAAAGAUGGGACGAUUCUUGCUUUCUUAACUUCUCAGAUGGAAGUAGAAUGGGCUUGUGAAAAGUUCAAAUCUCAGAUGGAAGUAGAAUGGAAUUGUGAAAAGUUCAAAUUUCCCUCUGCAGUUGCGUUACCUUUUCAUGGAAAGCUUUCUUAUGAAGAUCAACAUCGUAUCUUUCUGGACUAUCCUGGUAAAAGAAAAGUUAUAUUUGCCACAAAUGUCGCUGAAACGUCAUUGACAAUAGAAGGGGUGAAGUAUGUGGUGGACUCUGGUAUGGUGAAAGAGAGUAGGUUUGAACCUGGCUCUGGUAUGAAUGUCCUCAAGGUUUGCUGGAUUAGUCAGAGCUCUGCAAAUCAACGAGCUGGUCGUGCUGGGAGAACUGAACCGGGAAGGUGUUAUAGACUUUAUUCCGAAAGUGAUUUUCAAUUGAUGCCACCUCAUCUGGAACCUGAGAUUCGUAGGGUUCAUCUUGGUGUGGCAGUUUUAAGGAUUCUUGCUUUGGGCACAACUGAUGUACAGAGUUUUGAUUUUAUUGAUGCUCCUAAUGCAAUAGCUAUUGACAUGGCUAUUAGAAAUCUUAUCCAGUUAGGAGCUGUUUUAUUGAAGAAUGAUGUUUUGAAAUUAACAACGGACGGGCUGAAAUUGGUUAGAUUGGGCAUUGAACCUCGGUUGGGAAAAUUAAUUGUUGAAUGCUUCGAGCACCGCUUGGGUAAAGAGGGUCUUGUUCUGGCUGCGGUUAUGGCAAAUGCCAGUAGCAUAUUUUGCAGAGUGGGUAAUGAGGAAGAUAAGGUUAAAUCUGAUCACAUUAAGGUGCAAUUUUGCCAUCCCAAUGGUGACCUUUUCACUUUGCUCUCUGUUUAUAAGGAAUGGGAGGGUGUGCCUCAAGAAAAGAAGAAUACGUGGUGCUGGGAGAAUAGCAUCAAUGCCAAAUCCAUGCGGAGAUGCCAAGACACUGUCUGUGAAUUGGAAACUUGUCUUCAGCAUGAGCUUAAUCUUAUUAUUCCAAGUUACUGGCGUUGGAAUCCACAGGUGUCUUCUGAGCAGGAUAAGUAUUUGAAAAAUGCUAUACUCUCUUCACUUUCAGAGAAUGUGGCUAUGUAUGCCGGUUAUGAUCAACUUGGAUAUGAGGUCGCAUUGACUGGAAAGCAUGUUCGGUUACAUCCUUCAUGUUCAUUGCUAAUCUUUGGUCAAAGGCCCAGUUGGGUGGUUUUUGGGGAUAUUCUCUCUAUAUCCAAUCAAUACUUGGUCACCGUAACUGCUGUUGAUUAUGAGUAUUUGCCUACCCUUUACCCUCCUCUCUUUGACGUCUCCAAGAUGGAGAGUCAGAAGCUGCAAGUGAGGGUUUUGACCGGUUUUGGGUGUAAAUUACUAAAAAACUUCUGCCGGAAGGUCAACAAUUAUGUUUCGCAUGUAAGAACAGUUUGUAUGGAUGAACGGAUUGGUAUCGAAGCUAGUUUUGACCGGAAUGAGAUCCAAUUAUUUGCCUCUUCACGUGACAUGGACACGGUUAGUAGCCUUUUAAAUGAGGUUUUGGAUUAUGAAAGAAAAUGGUUACAGAAUGAGUGCAUGGAGAAAUACUUGUAUCACGGCGGACCUGGUCUAUCACCUCCUGUAGCUUUGUUUGGAGCUGGUGCGGAGAUAAGGCAUCUGGAGCUUGAAAAGAGAUGUUUGACUGUUGAUGUGUUUCAUUCAGAUGUGAAUACUGUAGAUGAUAAGGAGCUUUUGUCGUUUUUGGAAAGAAAUGCCUUGAGUAGUAUUUGUGCUGUCCAGAAAUUCUCCGGUAUUGGAAAGGAUGGUGAUGAGAAGGAAAAAUGGGGGAGGGUAACGUUUAUUACACCGGAAGCUGCUACAAAAGCUUCUGAGUUCAGUCCAAUUGAAUUUAACGGAUCCUUGGUAAGGAUAAUUCCUUCACGGAGCAACUUUGGGGGGGAUCAUAAAAUGUUUUCGUCUGCAGCUGUUAGAGCAAAGGUUUCUUGGCCACGUAAGUUAAGCAAGGGGCUUGGAUUUGUAAGAUGUAACAGAUAUGAUGUUGCUCGCGUGGUUGAUGAUCUUUCUAACUUGUUAGUUGGAGAAAAGUUUGUCAGCUGUGAACCUGGCGCAAAGUUCCCAGACAGUGUUAUGAUUACUGGACUCGAUAGAGGACUCUCUGAAGCUGAAAUUUCGGAUGUACUAAGGUCUGCGACGGAUAGGAGAAUCUUGGGCUUUUCCUUGUUAAGAGGAGAAGCUGUGGAAAAUCCCCCAUGUAGUGCUUGUGAAGAAGCUCUUCUGAGAGAGCUCUCUCCCUUCAUGCCUAAAAGGAACCCCCAUGGUAAUGGUGUACGAGUCCAGGUAUUCCAACCAGAACCUAAGGUUCCUUUCAUGACAGCCGAGAUCAUGUUUGACGGAAGUCUACAUUUGGAGGCAGCAAAAGCUUUGGAGCAAAUUGAAGGGAAAGUAUUGCCUGGAUGUUUUCCAUGGCAGAAGAUCAAGUGCCAGCAGUUGUUUCACAGCUCUGUAUCAUGCCCUGCACCUGCCUAUUUGGUUAUCAAGGAUCAACUGGAUUUUCUCCUUGCCAGUUUCAAGCGACGAAAGGGUGCCGAAUGCUAUCUCCACAAGAACGAGAAUGGGUCCUAUCGUGUAAAAAUUUUCGCCAAUGCUACAAAAACAGUGGCAGAGUUAAGAAGACCUCUGGAGCAGCUCAUGGGAGGAAAAACCAUAGAGCAACCAAGCCUCACUCCUCCAAUCCUUCAUCAAUUAUUCUCAAGAGACGGCAUAAUUCUUAUGAAAUCAAUUCAGCGCGAAACUGGAACAUACAUUCUCUUUGGCCGACACGCCCUUACCGUGAGGAUCUUUGGUUCUUUGAAAAAUGUUGAUUUGGCGGAGCAUAGAUUAGUUAAGUCUCUUGUAAACUUACAUGAAAGCAAGCAACUCGAAAUCCAUCUCCGCGGUGGGGCCAUGCCUCCUGACCUAAUGAAGGAGGUGGUUAAGAAGUUUGGUCCAGACCUUCAUGGUCUCAAAGAAAAGUUUCCCGACGCGGAAUUCAGUCUCAACUCCCACCGUCAUGUUAUUGCGAUUAGUGGUGGCAAAGAAGUAAAGCAAAAGGUGGAAGAUGCAGUUAAUGAAAUUGCCCAGAUGUGUAGUGCUGUCCCUUUUCCUUCUGCUCAGGGGGUUCAGAAUGGUAGUGGCGAUGGGUGUCCAAUUUGCUUGUGUGAAGUGGAGGAGGGUUACCGCCUCGAAAGCUGUGGUCACUUGUUCUGCUGCCAAUGCCUGGUGGAGCAGUGCGAGUCUGCCAUCAAAAGCCAGGACAGCUUCCCUAUCCGGUGCGCCCGUGAGGGUUGUGGGGCUCAUGUCUUGCUCACCGACUUGCGUUAUCUAUUAUCGAGCGAGAAGUUGGAGGAACUCUUCCGGGCUUCUCUGGGGGCAUAUGUGGCGUUGAGUGAGGGGAAUCUUCGGUUUUGCCCCUCGCCUGACUGUCCAUCUGUUUAUCAGGUUGCGGGGCCUGGUGCAGAAGGAAAGCCGUUUGUAUGCGGGGCGUGUUAUGUGGAGACGUGUACGCGGUGUCACAUGGAGUACCACCCGUUUGUGUCAUGCGAGAAGUACAGGGAGUUCAAGGAGGAUCCGGAUUCGUCGCUCAAGGAGUGGUGCAAGGGGAAAGAAGAGCAUGUGAAGCAGUGCCCUGUGUGUGGGUACACGAUUGAAAAGAUUGAAGGGUGCAACCACAUUGAGUGUAGGUGCGGGAAGCAUAUUUGCUGGGUUUGUUUGGAAUUCUUCGGUACAAGUGACGAUUGCUACGUGCAUUUGAGGUCUAUACACCAGGCCAUAAUCUAAACCUCCGGAACCAGACUUGUGUCGAGAAAUAUGUGUUAAUAUUCCAACUUUAACCUACAUAGAUGGUAUAUAUAUGUUUCCAAGAAUCCUAAGCGUGUGAUAGACUAUGCACAUGCAACCUGUAAAAGCUUGGUAGAGGUAGUUUCUGUACAUAUGGGUAGGGUGCAGUUGGAUAAUCUGUUUUAGCAGGCUUACUUCGAUGUGGGAGUGCCAGUGGAUAAUUUUACCAGUAAUUUAGGGUUCAUAUGCUGUGAAAUCCAUUUGUUAUUGAACCUCUCAGCAACUGACUUGCGUGUAGAAAUGCGUUUAUAUGCCAUCUUAGUUGGUGUGUUAUUUUAGCUUUAAGCUACGGUUUAUUUGCCA